AUGGAAGGGAGGCGCAAUUUUAACGACAUAGUUGCAGAGCCACUCACGGAAGACAGCAGCUAUGAGUGGUUCGAAUGGGUUGAGAACUAUCUGAUAUCCCAAGAUCUUUGGGAAGUGACGAAUAAUAGCGCAAGACCAAACGAAAUUCAGGUGGAAGAUUUUGCGAAAUGGAGAAGAAACAAUGCUGCAGCAUUGCAAGUCAUCCGUAUCUCUUGUGGGCGUCCUAAUCAGUCGCACAUAAGAGGGGUCUCUGAAGCCAAAGUUGCAUGGGACAUUCUCUAUUGUAACUACCAUGAUACUGCACCACGUCCUUUUUCCCCAGUGUUAAUGGAGGCAGAAGAAUUAGAGAUGAGUAAUCUGCACAAGGCUAUAGCUGAAAACGACUGGUCGUAUGCAAAAGCAUCCAUUGAUCGCUAUCCUCAGGUAUUGGACGUAGAUUUUGCGAAGUCAAUGGGCGAAACACCUCUUCAUGUGGCUGCAAAGUUUGGGCAUCUGGGCAUAGUAGAGGAGUUGGUGAGAAUAGUUCCAGAAGAAUAUCUGGAGAUACGCGAUGCUUAUAACAACACUCCACUUGCAAUAGCCAUAUCUGAAAACAAUUGGUCGACUGCAAAAGCAUUCAUUGAUCGCCAUCCUAAGGUAUUGGACGUAGAUUUUGCCACUUCAAUGGCCGAAACACCUCUUCAUGUGGCUGCAAAGUUUGGGCAUCUGGGCAUAGUAGAGGAGCUGGUGAGAUUAGUUCCGGAAGAAUAUCUGGAGAUACGCGAUGCUUAUUAUGAAAAUACUCCACUUGCAACAGUUGUCUCACAUAGUGGACUCAUCCCGGUUGCAGCAUGCUUGAUCAACAAAAAUAAAAUGGCACUUGCAAUUCCAACUAAAAACGACUGGGAGAUUCCUGCAACCUCGGCUUUUUAUUCUGGCCACAAGGAAAUGGGACGUUAUCUUUAUUCUGUCACUCCUUUGCAAGUCUUCAAACCAAGAAACGGCACUGUGGGGCCUGAGUUCCUCCACGCCUGUUUGAGACGUAGAGAAUUCGAUAUUGCCUUGGAUUUGCUCCAACGACAAUCGGAGCUGCUUUUUGCUGCUGACUCAGGCGGGGAACCAACAAUUCAGAAAAUUGCACACUAUCUUCAUAAUUUUCUUGACAAAAGUCAACUUCCAUUUUGGAAGCGAUGGUUCUAUCACCGAAGGAAGGAACUAUAUGAGAUGAAGCCGCAGCAUGCACAAGCAGCUGCGAUUCUAAACCUGGUUUGCGAGAAUCUGAAAUCUUUGAAUGAAGUAAAAAAGAAUAUGUUCAAAAAAGCACUGACAUCUGUAGCUAAAAGAGACGAUGUUGAGUUUUUGUUGCAAGUAAUGAAGGUAGUCCCGGAAUUAAUCACGCUAGUCAGUCUUGGUGAGCCAGACAUGGAUAUUUUCCUCGAUGUUGUUAAAUAUCGCAGAACUGAGCUUUUCAACCUCCUCCAUGGUUCUCGCUUUAAGAAUAAGGUGGAGUCAUUAAUUGAUACAAGGAACUCAAAUACCUUGCUGCAUGUGGCAGCCACGUUGGCUCCUUCUACCCGCCUUAACCGCAUCCCCGGCGCCGCAUUACAGAUGCAGAGAGAACUGCAAUGGUUCAAGGCUGUCGAGAGUAUGGUGGAUCCUGGAGAUAGGUUAGUUGUAAACAAGGAGGGGCUGACCCCCAUAGAAUUUUUCAAAGAAGACCACAAAGAGCUAAGGGCUCAAGGAGAAAAAUGGAUGAAGGACACAACGUCUUCUUGCUCAGUUGUUGGGGCUCUAAUUGUUACCAUCAUGUUUACUGCAGCUUUAACAGUUCCCGGAGGAAACAAUCAAGAUUCAGGGUACCCAAUAUUUAUGAAGAAGAAGUUAUUUGAAGUUUUCUUAAUUUCAGAUGCACUCUCCUUGUUUUCAUCCACUACUUCUGUUCUAACAUUUUUAGGAAUCCUCACAUCACGCUAUGCAGAAGAAGACUUCCUUUACUCACUACCUACAAAAUUGAUAAUAGGUCUUUCUGCACUGUUUCUUUCUAUUGCAACUAUGAUGAUUUCCUUUUCGGCGACCAUAAUGAUCAUGGUGCAAUAUAAUUCUUUACGUUUUUGGGUUACUGUUCCUAUUGUCGUGCUUGCUGGUGUUCCAGUGACCCUUUUUGUAUUGUUACAAUUCCCUCUUCUUGUUGAAGUAUUCUCAUCUACUUAUGGUCCACAUCUCUUCAAGAAGAAGGUGUUGAAGUGGCCAUGA
Neltuma alba is the source of this 2232-nucleotide messenger RNA. RefSeq lists its product as uncharacterized. Gene Ontology annotation, cellular component: membrane. The record is from RefSeq and is a predicted model, not a curated record. Lineage: Eukaryota; Viridiplantae; Streptophyta; Magnoliopsida; Fabales; Fabaceae. Gene Ontology annotation, molecular function: protein binding. The transcript has 5 exons. The coding region runs from base 1 to 2232 and encodes 743 amino acids.